Dichomitus squalens LYAD-421 SS1 is the source of this 1662-nucleotide messenger RNA. RefSeq lists its product as uncharacterized. Lineage: Eukaryota; Fungi; Basidiomycota; Agaricomycetes; Polyporales; Polyporaceae. The transcript is spliced from 5 exons. Bases 496 to 1662 code for a protein of 388 amino acids. The record is from RefSeq and is a predicted model, not a curated record.
CAGAGCGAUCAGGUCCUCCAGUCUCGCCCCUCCUCCAUGCCAACAGCACACUCGUCGUCCCACAACUCGUCAGCCAAUCCCUUCCGAACCGCUCACCUACGGCCUCCAAUACGAGAUUUACUUCAGCACGAACACCCAGAAGGAGCCCUGGUUCCUCAAGCUGAACUUCAACGGCGGGGUCCCGAUGAUCACCGACCGCGCGCGGAACAACCUCAACGUAGUCGAGUCGGCAGGCGAUCCCGCUCUAUCUCAACCAGCACUUUGACAAGGAGAACAAGUUCGGCUUCGAUCGUGACACGCAGGAACCGUUACGAUAACCGCCACAACGAUGACGACGGCACCCUCAACGAAGAGGGCAAAGAAGAGCGACAGCAAAAUAAGGGCAGUGAGGCCUCCGAGGCGAGUAGAUACACUCCUCGUCCCCCGUCCGCGACACUCCCCGUAUGACCUCCGAACAACCCGUAUGCCUCGCAAUCAAACCACUUUGAUGCGACGAUGUUCGAGCGUGACACCGUCAACAAUCUGAGGAACAGCAGCGCUCAGGAUGUUCCGUUGGCUGGCACACGGGAGCGUGCAUCGCAAUCGCCCUCGCCUCCUCAACAGGAGCCUCAUAGACAGCAGAUUCCUUACCCUCCAUAUGAUCCUCGUCAGUAUUCGAUGAACCUGAACCGCGUUCUCGAUCAGCGGCUUGGAUACGGAUGGAAUCAGACGAGCGUCCAAUCUGACAACAUGCAGAGCCUUAAUGACGGCCCUACGUCCUCGUACCUCCGGACUUUCCUAGGCUCAGGGAGCGUCCGACCUGGUGCACCCAUUUCACCUACUCCCCAGAGCCACACCUCAACCCUUUCUCCCUCGCCGCUCAUCUCUGCCACUCCCUCUGACAUCGAGCCCAGGCAGAUCGGCUGGCCAUACCCAUACCCAUUCAUGCACAUCCACCGCUCGACGGUGUCCCGCCCCACGCCUGCUAUGUCCUCGACCUAUGAUCCGAACAACCCGAACAUCAUCCGUGAGCAGCUCGCGCUGCAGAUGCAUAUCUACGCACUCAACAACGGCCUUGCGCCUCCCUCCUCCGAGUCCGCGUUCUCCCCGUCUUCGACGCCCUUCCCGGGCCCUGAAUACAACCCGUGGGUGUUUGUACCUGCUUGUGGGGGCCUCAGACUCAAUGGCCAGUCAAUGGCGGCGAGCAUCCGGUCGAGUCCGAGUCAUGAACCCGUGAAUUUUCUCCUGCCCCCCGCGAUGCGCGGACGUGGAUUGCGGCGGCGCGAGCAGAACAGACACUUGCGCGCGCAACACACUGCUCGGCCCGCCCGUAGGAUCAAGCCUCCUCCGCAUGUCGAUAGCACCCAGCCGAGAGAGACAAGUCCGGAGCCGUCGUCCGGCGAGAAGACCGCAGGUGAAGAGCGCUUCGUCGAUCAGUACGUCAGGGAGCUGGAAGGUAGCGUGGGCAGGAAGGAACGGGACUGGAACGGAACGGAGAUAGAGGUCUCCCCGGCUGCAGAUGACGACGGGGAGUGGGUCGAUGAGGAAGAGAAGCGGAGAAGACGGUUGGACACGCGUUGGGAUGCUUUGGUCCAGGCAGCUCUCGAUCGCGAGAUGGAUGCGACCUUGGUUGUCCUUGCUGCGCCAUCUCACACCACCAAGCUUCACUCACUCGCGUCGUGA